This is a messenger RNA of Phanerochaete carnosa HHB-10118-sp, 1545 nucleotides long. RefSeq lists its product as uncharacterized. The record is from RefSeq and is a predicted model, not a curated record. Gene Ontology annotation, molecular function: adenylylsulfate kinase activity; ATP binding. The transcript is spliced from 5 exons. Gene Ontology annotation, biological process: sulfate assimilation. The coding region runs from base 102 to 791 and encodes 229 amino acids. NCBI's taxonomy places the organism in Eukaryota, Fungi, Basidiomycota, Agaricomycetes, Polyporales, Phanerochaetaceae.
ACUUAUACCCUCACCACGAUGGUCAGAUCUUUCACUCAGCAAAGUUGUCGAGCUUUCUCGGCCUCUCAUUCCCUUGUACGCUCUACAAUAAAUCCCAGGGAAUGACUGUCGAACCUGCCUCGGCGAACAUUACCUUCCACCCCGGCUCUGUUGACUGUCCCGAGCGUACUCGCAUCCUGGGCCAGAAGGGCGUCACGAUAUGGUUCACCGGGCUCAGUGCCAGCGGCAAGUCGACCAUUGCGUGCGCACUGGAGCAGCACCUCCUGCACCUGAAGAAGUUCUGCUCCCGCUUGGACGGCGACAACAUUCGCUUUGGGCUCAACAGGGACCUCGGCUUUGACGAAAAGUCGCGGAUCGAGAACGUCCGCCGGGUUGGCGAAGUUUCGAAACUCUUCGCAGAGGCAGCCUGUAUCUGUUGCGCGGCGUUCAUUGGCCAGUACAAGGCCGAACGCGCCAUCGCGCGCGAGCUGCAUGAGAAGGUAGGCCUCGGCUUCAUCGAGGUCUUUGUCGAUGCUCCGCUCAGCGUCGUCGAGCAACGCGACCCCAAGGGUCUCUACAAGAUGGCGCGCGCCGGCGAGAUCAAAAACUUUCCGGGCAUCUCGGCGCCGUACGAGGCUCCAGAGAAGCCCGAUAUUCAUAUCAGGACGGACGAGUGCGACGUCACCGAGGCCGUGCGCAUAAUCAUAACCUACCUCUCGGAGCAAGGCUACAUACAGGCUCCUCACCGUCGUCCAUGGAGGGUAAGACUGCUAGACCUCGCUAGAUGCUGGCUAGACACGCGCUUUCUGUGAUGAGUCAGCGAUUGAUAACAUGUGGAACGCCAUAUCGUUGUGAUCAUCAUCAAGCUGCGCCAGAACAAGAAUAGUUUCAAGGAAGAGGAUGACUUGCUCGCCCUCAGCUAGGAUCUCUAGUUGCGCAUAAAAGGUUGCAUCAACGACGUCAAGGUUGUCACGCCGAAGCAAUGGCUCAAAGGGGCUGAGGAACCGAAGGGCUUCAUUGCCGGCUUCAGUACGUUGCUGGUGUACGGCGCCGCCCUCGCAAGCAAUGCUUCUAUCAUCGGGGACUUGCUCGUGGCCUUGCUUGAUUGCUUCUACUCUUCAUCGGUUCGUCGCUUGAUAUCUUCUGACCUCCCGUGAUCAGACGUGUAUUUAUAGCCCACUCCUGAUUGGGAUGCUCCUCCGGCAACGUCUCCAUCAUCUUCUCGGGGUAGGACAUCGAUUCGCCGACUUCUGCCGUUCGACCAAGCAUGUAAAGGUUUUGCUCGCGGCGUUGGCUGGCCCGAAGACAUCAGUACCAGGUGAGUCUGCAGUACAGUACUCGUGCCGCGAAAGUAAUCAGUCUCUACAGACCCUGUUGAGGAUGACGUGGUACUCACCGAGCGUCAUUUAGACAAAUCCAGAGAUGUCAAGGCAGAUUUGGUCGGCAUCUGGUUACAAAUGCGGAUUUAAAUUGGCUAUGGCGUUUUCAUCACGAUUAUUUGACACCCUCAUCCUCUUUUCGACUGAACAAAAAAGGUUCUGUACAAUGCGUCAGUUCAAGCACUGG